Molecule: messenger RNA, 708 nt
Organism: Penicillium taxi
Lineage: Eukaryota; Fungi; Ascomycota; Eurotiomycetes; Eurotiales; Aspergillaceae
Exons: 1
Coding region: 1-708 (235 amino acids)
Source: RefSeq, a predicted model, not a curated record
AUGAGUUUCAUGGAAUCUAUCUCUCACUACCUGAAAAACAACAAGCUAUCCCGCAAAUUGUCCAUGAAGUCUAAGCGUCGCUCGAAAGAUCUGAUCAGAAUUUCAUCUCGAGAAGCCUCACUGUCACGAGCUAAAAGUAAUGCCUCUACUUCAAGCGUACAUCUUCCAACCCAUAGCUCAAUGCUGCCAGCUGAAUCACCCACACGUCGGAAACGGCUUACGCCUGCCGAUCUGAAUUUACAACCUAUGUUGGAUAAUGCGGAGGCAUUGGAGCCAGCCAUGAGCCGGUCUUCAAGGGGCUUCUCUAUGCCUGAAUAUCCGGUCUACAAGUUAGAUACAACGACGCCAGCCUUGAAAUCCCCCAAGAAGCUACAGGAUCCGAUUAAGUUGGGAAAUGGGACUUGCGAGAAACAAAUGAUAUGGAGGGCUGAAAGAUUCGGAGGUACAUCGAUGGCAAGCUGUGGCUCGACGUCGAAGUUGAAGAGAUCUGUGACAGGAUUGUUCAAAACGCGAUCUUCGUCGAAGGUUCCGGGAUCAUCAUCGUUAUCUAUGAAGAAAUUUUGUAGUCCCACUACUCCUCACUGGGUGGAAAAGUCCAAAUUAGGAGACGAAGACUUCCUAGUUGACGAAAAGGCUGAGAUAAAGUGGUUAGAGGCUAAAAGCCUAAGUGGCCGGUAUUUGGACUACGAAAUAUGGGGUGGCGCAUGA